GCUGAAGGGGGGUCGUGGCUGCGAUGAAGUGCAUGAGGUAGACCUGGCAGCAUCCAGGAGCAGUCCUUGCCCUUUCCAAGUGUUCUGUAGGCGCUCUGUGCCACAAUGCGCACUUGAUGGUGCACUCGCCGAGUUCGAGAAAUAUUACAAGAAAGGCGAAGCACGGACAGGCAUGUCCACACAAGCAGCAUAUAGUCAAUGAGGAAGCGCCACCGAUCAUGGGAGUGAGGACGGCAAUGUUGCAGAACGACUUUGUCAAGGAUGAUGGCGAGUGCGCGUGCAUCUGUCCUUCAAUGCUUGCAGCUUCAAAUCAUGAGCCCUCUGAUGUGUCAUGUCACGCUACGCGAGUUCCUUCCGUAACGACAUUGUUGGAUAUUGAGGUCGAGCCAGGCGGCGCACAAAAUAUACUCGUUCCCGACAGAGCCAUCGGUCCGUCUCCGACGGCGUCGUCAAACCCCACCCACUCCAUAUAUGAAAGAGCAUGUAUUUAUGACCCGCCAUUCUGCAAUGUCGCUCCCCCGGUCCCAUCGUGCACUCAUGGCGCAACCCUCGUUGCACGAGACGCGCAGCCGACAAUUGUCAAGCUCGACAACCUGGUUAUGCAUAAUGCCGGGUCACAAACUCUGCAGACGCUCGCUGCGACAUCCACGACGUCUAGUCCAGGCGUGGGCAGCAUAGUCGGACCUCUAUUGGGAGGCCUCCUAGGAGGGUUCUUUGGGCUCAUACUUAUUGUGGCAGCUCUAUGGUACAUCUGGACGUCACGGCACCGUCUUCUCAACAGACAAGACACCAUGGAGUCUCAGACCGCCCCGGUCUCGCCCAACUUUGAGUACAAGCGGCCAGACCGCUCCUCCCGCAGACAAUCCACGCUUUCAUCUGUACCGACACCAAUGCCAUAUCAAUACGGCGUCGUAGGCCGCCCUCGCUCGCAGCUCUCCAUGACCAUGACGAACACCAGCUCGCCGCACUCGCCGGAUCCCACGCGCUCACGCUCACGCUCGCAUUCACCAGGGCCGUCCGUCCUAACGUACAGCAGGCCGCCGUCUAUGACGAUGAACAUGAUGGGGCCCCCGAGCCCGACGCCCGCCGGCAUCAACACGCCCAUCUCGCCCGGGCCCAGCCUCGCGCCGUCCUCGCGCCCGCCGACGCCCGGCCCGGGCGCAGCGAUCAGCUACCCCCCUCCGCUGCAGCAGUACCACUCCGAUUGGCAGCAGCAGCAGCAGCAAGCGCGGAUAUCGUGGCCGCAGAUGAGCCAUUCGGAGGACGGGCACGGCGCGGAUGCUCGCCGCUCGCCGGUGCUGCGCCCGCACAGCGAGCGGCGGCCGUCGCGGCUCUCGCUGACGCUGGCGAACUGGAACCCCGAGACGGACGGCAUCCUUGGGGAGCUAGCCGGCGGCGGGAUGCCGGUGGCACGGAGCGGAGAGGCGGGCGCUGUGGCUUCGACGGCGUGCAGUACGACUGCGGUGGGGAGCAGUAGGGAAGGGGGAGGGGGAGGGGAUCUGGACGCGGAGGCGUCGCAGGAGACGUUGACGCCUGCAAACCCGGGCCCGGGAAACCCUCCGCGACGUGGUUCGUGAGCUCGCCCGUCCUCCGACCCGCCGGCGACGUCAUUCGCAUGUUUCCUGCACGCUCGCUGGCAUGAGCCGCCCGGGCACGCACGCCGUAUUCCGUCCAGCCGAUCAUCACGCACCGUCCCGAAGGGCGUGGCCUCGUCUCGCUCUGCUAUCGCGCACUCUCGUUCCAGUCAUGGACUCGCUUCGCUAAGUUACUCCUUGGUCACUGCCGCCGCACACGUCCGCCCGGCAGCUUAGUUCGCCUCAUCUGACUUAUUAUCGGUGAUCUGAUGCAUAG
This is a messenger RNA of Rhodofomes roseus, 1851 nucleotides long. RefSeq lists its product as uncharacterized. Lineage: Eukaryota; Fungi; Basidiomycota; Agaricomycetes; Polyporales; Fomitopsidaceae. The record is from RefSeq and is a predicted model, not a curated record. The coding region runs from base 117 to 1577 and encodes 486 amino acids. The transcript has 4 exons.